GCAAGCACCAUCUUCCCCUCGAAUCAAGAUGCGCGGCAUCCUCUUAGCCACCACCUUCCUCCCAUCCGCUCUCGGCUGCAUUCUCUUCAACGCCACCCUCCACAACGGCCCCCGAACCGCCAGCUCCGCCGAAGACGCCAUAAAAAUCGCCAACAAUCAACAGAGCGGCGACACGACCCGCGACCAGCGUCUAGACCUAUACCUCUGGGACGACACGAACAACAACUUCGUCGUGGACGUCCUCAAAGACUCCUUCUGCUCCGGCGUCGACCUGAAGCCCUACGAAGACAACUCCUGGGCGGUGAAAUGUAGCCCGCCCGAGAGGGCCGUCGAGCUCGAUGUACACUGGGACCCCGACAUUACGGACGGCGGCGUGCUCGUCAAUGUUUUGAAGUAUAAGAAUCCGAAGGGGCAGGCGAAGAAGUUCAACGAUCCGGAUAAAGAUUUGGUGUAUUCGUUUCAGACGGGGAGUAAGGAUGAGAAGGGGGAGUUUUUCGAGGCGAGGAUUUUUUGUAAUGAUUGUAAGGAUCCGAAUGGGCAGGGGGUUAAGUGUUGAUAGAUGAUGGGAGGUCGCGGGUCGUUAAUAUACUGUCGGGUAGGGCCAGUCGGUUUGAGAAAUUACGGCUCGUGAGGGAUGACAUGUUUACUUACUCCCUUCAAGUCCGAUGUUUCGUAUCCG
Pseudocercospora fijiensis CIRAD86 is the source of this 679-nucleotide messenger RNA. RefSeq lists its product as uncharacterized. The transcript has a single exon. The record is from RefSeq and is a predicted model, not a curated record. The coding region runs from base 29 to 556 and encodes 175 amino acids. Lineage: Eukaryota; Fungi; Ascomycota; Dothideomycetes; Mycosphaerellales; Mycosphaerellaceae.